AUGAGACUGAAGGUGAAGACGCUGGAUCGUGGUGACCAUCAGCUGGAGCUGGAUGACGAUGCAACACUGGGAAUGUUGCGGAAGCUCAUUGAGGAGAAGGUGGGUGUGGUUGAAUCGCGGCAGCGUUUGAUCUUCCAGGGGCGACCGCUUCUCUGCAACGACCAGCCGCUCAAGAGUUGCGGAGUUAACGAUGGGCUAACUGUGCACAUGGUGGAACGCCCGGCCGACGCCACUUUGCCAGCGGGUUUGCGCACGCAUAAUUGUGAUCACGAGCGCCACAGCCACGGCACUGAUGCGCCUCAAAGCGCACCACGAUUCUGGACCACUCUGGUUAGCGGUGAAUUGGCGAUUGUUCGUAAUAUCAUCUUCCGGAACACCAAUGAGACUGUGGUAAGUGCUUCGCGUGGUCCCUCGGCACUUCCGUCUCUUCGUUUCUUUCGUUUAUUUCAGGCAAUGGUGCGCCAGAUUCUAUCAGACGUUGUGCGAGACACCUCCGAAAUUACGCAGACUGAAGUGGAGCCACAGGAAAACGUGCCCGGCAAUGGUGAUCUGACGUUGCGCAUCCGUGUCCGAUGUUCGUCUCGUUUCCGACCUAUCGAUUCGGGUGCACGUACCCGCGUUCAGUUCGCGGUGGACUGCUUGCGUCGAAGCGAGCGUACUUUGCAACUCCUUGAGGUUUGA
Messenger RNA from Gongylonema pulchrum, 681 nucleotides. NCBI's taxonomy places the organism in Eukaryota, Metazoa, Nematoda, Chromadorea, Rhabditida, Gongylonematidae. The record is from the annotation of a GenBank genome assembly.